This is a messenger RNA of Diceros bicornis minor, 2764 nucleotides long. It is a transcript of the gene SHLD1, whose product is annotated as shieldin complex subunit 1. Gene Ontology annotation, cellular component: site of double-strand break. Bases 161 to 424 code for a protein of 87 amino acids. NCBI's taxonomy places the organism in Eukaryota, Metazoa, Chordata, Mammalia, Perissodactyla, Rhinocerotidae. The record is from RefSeq and is a predicted model, not a curated record. The transcript is spliced from 3 exons. Gene Ontology annotation, biological process: positive regulation of double-strand break repair via nonhomologous end joining; positive regulation of isotype switching; negative regulation of double-strand break repair via homologous recombination.
CCCUCAGUCAAGAUGGCCGCGACUACCCUCCAUUGCCCUUGCUUGACCUCAGCAAAGAUGGUUCCCGUGACUUCCUUUGAAACCUCGCUUUUCCCAUAACAAAUAUGGCCCUUGCGCUUCCGCUUCUGGAUUCCGGGGAGCUGCUUUUGCGGGGCGCACUAUGGCGGCCCAGGACGCCACUCCAGGCAGCCAGCCAGAGGAGAGCAAUGCUUUGGACCUGCCAUCAACCUGUGACAUAAGAGAUUACGUGUUGCAGAGACCUGGCCAGGAGCCCAACAGUGAGGCCUUUAGUUCUGUGGAAGCCUUUUCUACUCCUUGCUCUUCUGAAGUGGAUCCAGCUAUAAACCCCGGAAAUGUAAGAGACAACGAAAGAACAUUUUGUGGGGGUGAGAAGAAGAAGAAUUGGUUUGGGGCCCAGGACUAAAGGAACAACACAGAGGCAGGGUGUCUUAUGUCCUCCCAACCAAGAGAAGAAGGUGACCAGGACCUGGUGCAUCUCGAUCUGCAACCUAGCAACAAGAAGGGCCCCAGGUAGGCUCUUUUCUCCCCAGGAUUGACUGAUUGUUCAUCCAACAUCACCAGGCUAGCCAGCACCCAGAAAAGAGGACCUGAUAGGAGACCCAUAACACUAAGUGGCCAGGGGAAGCACUCUCCUCCACUGGACCUGAGACUUCCCUCCCCUGCUAAGUCAGACUUAGGCGGCCGGGAGGCACAAGCAAGGGGAUUGUGUCAAUACAGCAAGUGACCUGGCCUGGGAAACCCCUUGGUCCCCAUGGGCCUGAGACUCCCCUCCUCCACCCACAUUCACUGGGGCAGCUGGGGAGCAGCAGGGGGGCCCUGGAAAGGGAGAUCCCACCACAACAAGCAGCCCAGCCUGGGACGCCUCCUCCUCCCAGGGGGCCUGAGAUCUCCCUCCCCUAACAAGAGACACUCAUAGGCUGGGCCAGUCCCUCAGGCAGCCCCAGCAGGGACCUGUAGGAGCCUCAACAGUACCACCAGAUAAGCCACACAGACCAAAAUAAACAGCAAAGGCUCUGAAAAUUAAACUGUCAUUGGAACCACAGUCCACAAAAGUAGGUCACAAUCUGCUUGCUAAACCUAAGCAGGGGGCUGCAUGCUAAAAUAAAGGACUUAAAUAGGACCAAGAUUCUCUAAACAUAAUAGACAGAAGGCUCAGGAUACAACCAAAGAUCACCAGUCUUGAUGCUAAGAACUGAAAAUCACAGCUCGAAUGAAAAAACAGUCACAGACGCCAACAUUGAGAUGAAUCAAACGUUGAAAUUAUCUGACAAGGAUUUUUAAUACAACUACCAUAAAAAUGGUCCAACAAUUAAUUACAAAUUCUCUUGAAACAGAUGAAAAAAAUAGAAAAUCUCAGCAAAGAAAUACAAGUUAUAAAAAGAAACAUGGAAAUAAUGGAAUUGAAAAAUACACUAGCCAAAAAAUUGAUAAAUUGGACCUCAUCAAAAUGAAAAACUUUUACUCUCUGACAGCCCACGUGAAAUGGAUGAAAAGACAAGGUACAUAGUGGGAGAAAAUAUUUGCAAAGUCGAUAUCUAACAAAAAACUAAUGUCUAGCGUGUAUAAAGAACUCUUAAAACUUAACAGUAAAAAAUUAAGCAAUCCAAUUAGAAAAUGGGUAAAAGACAUGAAGAGACAUUUCUCUGAAGAGGAUAUCCAGAUGGAAAAUAAGCACAUGAAAAACUGUUCAACAUCAUUAGCCAUCAGGAAUAUACAGAUUAAAACCAUCAUGAUACCUAUAAGAAUGGCUACAAAAAAAGUACUGACACCGCCAAAUGCUGGUGAGCAGGUAGAGAAACUGUAUCAGUCAGACAUCGCUGAUGGGAAUGUAAAAUGGUACAGCCACUCUGGAAAACAGUUUGGCAAUUUCUUAUUAAACUAAGCAUGCAAUUACCAUAUGACCCAGCAAUUUCACUCUCGGACAUUUAUCUGAAAGAAAUGAAAACUUACGUUUGUGCAGAAACCUGUAUAUGAAUGUUCAUAGAAGAUUUAUUCAUAAUAGUGAAAAACCUGAACAGCCCAGAUAUCCUUCAACAGGAGAAUGGUUAAACUAAUUGGUGCAUUCAUACCAUGGAAUAAAGAAGAAUACUCAGCAGUAAAGAGGAAUGUGAACUAUCAACACACCAACGACUUGAAUAGAGGUCCCAGGGAAUUAGACCACGUGGAAAAAGAAAAGCCAAUUCCAAAGGUUUCCUACUGUAUUCCAUUUAUAUAAUAUUUUUGAAGUGACAAAAGUUUUAGAAAUUGGAGAACAGAGUAGUGGAUGCUAGGGUUUGGGGUUGAGGUGGGCAGAAGGGAGGUGAGUGUGGUUAUAAAAGAGCAACAUGAGGGAUCCUUGUGGUGGUGGAAUAUUUUGUAUGUUGACUGGUCAUGGAUGGGUGAACCUACACGUGAUAAAAUUGUAUAGACACACAUAAAUGAGUACAAGUAAAACUGGAGAAAGCUGAGUAAGAUUGUUGGAUUUGUCAAUGUCAAUAUAGUAUACUUUGAAGUACAUUGCAGGAAAGUAAGUAAAAGUUCACAGAAUUUGUCUACAUUACUUCUUAGCACUGCAUGUGAAUCUUAAUUAUCUCAAUAAAACUUUUAAUUAAAAAAAUCUGUUGGGCAUCAAAAAAUACUAGACAUUUUUCUUUUAAAAUGCUUGCCAGAUCACCUUUUCCUUGUUGUUCUUUAGGUUUCUCUGAAAUAGUUUUAUUUUUUCUCUGAAACAACUUUAAAAAUCAUACAAAUAAACAGUUCCUUA